GCUUUGCAGAGCUUGGCCAUGGGACACCAGACAGUGUGAGUAAGGGGGGUUUUUAUUCAACAGGAGUCCAGCUCCACGCACAUAAAGCUCUGGUGCAAAACUGGAGCUUGGUACUUCAGGAACAUGGGUUGCAAAACAAGAUCCAUGCAUUUCGUUUUUUGGUGUCUUUACUUCAUGCUCCUUCACUUGUUUUGCACAGCACAAGAUGAGGACAUGAGAUUAAGUUGUAGGACAGCGCCAAGUGAUUUAGUAUUUAUAGUCGAUGGAUCAUGGAGUGUGGACGACAUCAACUUUGAGAUUGUCAAACGGUGGCUGAUGAAUCUUACAAUGAGCUUCAACAUCGGUCAGAAGUUCACCCAGGUUGGGGUAGUGCAAUAUAGCGAUGACCCCAUCUUACAUAUACCGUUGGGAAAACACUUCUCAAGCCGUGACCUCAUCAAGACUAUGGAGUCCAUAGAGUAUAUGGGAGGGAACACGAACACAGGGAAGGCUAUCAAGUUUGCCAAUGACAAACUCUUUGCCCUUUCUGAGCGAGGUCCGAACGGCAUUGCAAAAAUUGCUGUGGUUUUGACGGACGGCAAGUCGCAAGAUGAAGUGCUGGCAGCUGCAGAAGCCGCACGGAAAAAGGGGAUAAUUCUCUUCGCAAUUGGCGUCGGAUCCGGGACAGAGGAGGCGGAGCUCAGAGCAAUUGCCAACAAGCCAUCCUCAACAUAUGUUUUCUCUGUGGAAGACUAUAAAGCAAUCUCAAAGAUCGGUGAAGUUAUUAGGCAGAAGCUGUGUGAAGAGACUGUGUGCCCAACAAAGAUUCCCAUAGAUUCUCGAAAUGAGAAAGGAUUUGACAUUCUUUUCCACCUCAACUUGGGCAAAAAAGCCAAAAAGACACAAGGAUCAUUUAUCGGCAGCAAUGCCUACCAGGUGACAUCCCGAGUGGACCUCACUGAGAGCACCAGGAUGUUAUUUCCAGGCGGACUGCCACCGUCCUAUGUUUUUGUGUCUACCCUGAAGUAUAAAGGCUCUGUGAUUAUGGAGGAGUGGGAUCUGUGGAGGAUUCAGACUAAGGAUGAGAAGUCUCAGAUGGCUGUUACUCUGAAUGGAAUAGACAGAACAGUGAUGUUCACCACUACCAGCAGCACACCCAGUGGAACUCAAACUGUUGUGUUCACUAAGCAACCAGCCAGGAAACUAUUUGAUGAAAAAUGGCAUCAGUUGCGUCUUUUAGUAACAGAAGAGGAAGUCACUCUGUAUGUUGAUGAUCUGGAAAUCGAAACUUUGGCAUUGGAGCCUCCUGUCGGUAUUUUUAUUAAUGGAAAAACGCAGGUUGGAAAGUACGUCAGCAAAGAAACAACUGUACCUUUUGAAAUACAGAAACUCCGAAUCUACUGUGAUCCUGAGCAGAAUAACAGGGAGACAGCCUGUGAAAUACCUGGAGUUGAUGGAGAGUGCACUAAUGGACCAGGAGACAUUGAUCCUUCCCCAGAACCCUGCAUCUGUCCACCUGGGCCACCCGGUACCCCAGGACAAAAGGGAGAACAAGGCAGAACCGGAGAUCCGGGUCAACCUGGUGCUGCUGGUGCUGAUGGUAAGCCUGGAGUCCCAGGUUCUAGAGGAAGCCAUGGCCUUCAAGGCUCUCCUGGCAUGGAGGGGCCACGUGGAGCUGAUGGACGUAAAGGGGAAAAGGGAAGCCUCGGGGAAACAGGUGAGAGGGGUAUCCCAGGAUUACCCGGGCCACCUGGUAAACCAGGUGAAAAGGGAUCUGCUGGUAAUCAGGGUACACAAGGGACACCAGGCAAAGACGGUCAAAUGGGAGACAAAGGAAGCAUAGGGCCUACAGGUCCACCUGGAGAUCCAGGACAGCCUGGAAUACCUGGUAGAGAUGGGAAAGAUGGCAUCCCGGGAGGAGUUGGUCAAAAGGGGGAUCCGGGACUACCUGGAAUUCCUGGACUUGAUGGAAGAGAGGGACUUUAUGGCAUGCCAGGCAUACCUGGAAAUGAUGGUCCACAGGGAAUUAAGGGUGAAGCUGGCAUGACGGGGCAUAAAGGAGCCAAAGGUGUAGCUGGAGAUCCUGGUGAGAGGGGUUUGCCUGGAAUACCUGGUUCAAAUGGACAACCUGGCCCUAAGGGCCAUAAAGGUGAUAGUGGAGUACCAGGUCAACCAGGACAUCCAGGGCCAGAGGGUAAGGCCGGAGAACUUGGGAUAGCUGGUCAGCCUGGACAUCCAGGAAUGCCGGGAUUACAGGGCCGAAAGGGACAACGAGGAGAUACAGGAGAAAAAGGGGCAGAGGGGCUGAAAGGUGAAAGAGGAGAACCUGGAAAACCUGGUGUUCAUGGUUCAGGUGGGCCAGCAGGUCAGAAAGGCGAGAAAGGGACACCAGGAGAGGCUGGUCAGAGGGGUCAGAUCGGCCACCAGGGGCUCCCAGGACAACCAGGUUCAAUGGGGCCCUCUGGGCCCAGGGGUCAAAGUGGUGAAAUCGGCCCCCCGGGAACACCUGGACCCGAGGGACGACCGGGCAGAGUGCUGUCUGAACAACAUAUUCAACAGAUUUGCAGAGAUGUCCUUCGCUCUGAGAUUCCAGCACUUCUAUUGAGUAGCCAACACAAUCAUAACAGAAGAUGUGAGCACUGCUACACAAGGAUGGGAGCCCCAGGGCAACCGGGGCCAGCAGGUCCUCAGGGUUCACGGGGAUUCCCAGGUUUAUCUGGUUCUAAUGGGCUGCCGGGUCAGCGGGGUUUACCCGGGCGACCUGGUGUCUCUGGCAUGAAAGGUGAUCCAGGGGAAAAUGGUGAAAAGGGAAAACCAGGACGGUCAGAGAUUGGUGAUCCAGGUCUCCCAGGUCCACCAGGUCCAUUGGGCCCGACAGGGGUCGGCAAGCCGGGUCACCCGGGAAAGCCAGGUUCCCCUGGUCACAAUGGAGAAGAGGGACAGAAAGGUUACCCCGGCGAGCCCGGUCAACCAGGCGUUUGUCAUCCAUCGAUGUGCUACAGUGCAAUGUUGCGAAGAGAUCCUUUCAGUAAAGGGCCAAACUAUUGAAAGAGCUUGGAUAUGGUGCUGCUCAGUGAGCGAAAGUAACAGUAACAGCCAAUCUCAGGAUAACCAUAUUCGUCAAGAGUGUCUCUUACUCAUGGACACAUAAAGUACCUCUUAAAGUGUAAAUAAGCCUUCUUUAUACAACGCAUGGUCCAUGAUUUAAAGGAACAGUUCACCCAAAAAUUAAGAUUCUGUCUUCAUUUACUCACCCUUUGUUCCAAGUCUGUAUACACUUCUUUGUUCUGAUGAACACGGAGAAAGAUAUUUGGAAGAGUGCUUAUAACCAAUCAGUUCUUGUCCACUAUUGACUACCAUAGCAGGAAAAAUGUAUUUGUAAAUUUAUUUGUUAUAUUGAAAACAAAAUGAGGAAGAAUAUAGGGAAAGCAAACAGUUCUAUGGCACAUUUGACUACCAUUGUCAUUUUUUCUACUAUGGUAGUCAGUUGUAGCCAAGACCUGUUUGGUUACAAGCAUUCUUCCAAAUAUCUUUCUGUGUGUUUAUCGGAACAAAGAAAUUUAAAGACAUCUUGAGGUUGAGUAAAUGAUGACAAAAAUUUUUUGGGGGUGAACUGUCCCUUUAAUUCUGCCCUUAAUUUGUUUUCAUCUGUCAUAAACUGAUAUGUGCCCUGAUUUCUUCAUGCUCUUUGUCAUGAAAAGUGAAAAACAUGUGAAAAGCAUCCAGUGUAAGAAGCAUUCCAGCACUGGCCGUGGAAAUCACUUCAGCUUCACUCUAGCUCCCUCAUGUGGCUCUCAACCAUCAGCAGCCCGUCAUCUCAUUGUAUUUAUGAUUCCAGAUUUACUGUUUGUUUUUGGCUUUUUCAAAAAAGAUUGUUGUUGUCAAACUUGUCUUUUGCAGCGUUAAUGUAAACCAUGAAGCUCAACGAGCAUGCAAGCUUUAGAUGUGAGGAGUUUUUGUCUGGAGUAAUUUGUCUUGUGUCUAAUGUUAUUUCUGAUGUAUCUCAGAGUUUUUAUCUCUGUCCUUUAGGUUUUACUCUGAGAAGUCCCAAACACUUUGACCAAUGAAUUUACAGGACUUUUUGAUAGGGCAAUUUAUAGCCAGUGAAAUAUUUUAGAGCUGACUGCAAGUAGAAAUAUUCAAGUAAAUUUCCAUAUUUCCACAUUUAAUGUUUUCUAAGCACUUCUAUUUCGCGAAUUAAAACUGCAGGUAUUUUCAUGACUGUACGGUAUCCCUGUAACUACACAAUGGAUUUCAAAGGGGAGCGUAAUAAAGUGUAGAUAUUUCACAUAAUUAGUAAUGUAAACUGGAUGUGUUUUUAUCAAUAAAUGACGUUUUAAAACUACACAGUAAAACUAGUUAUUGAAAAGAGAACAAUUCUGAAAACUUAAUUUUCGUCCAUUUGUCAAAGAGUGUGUCACAUACAUUGUAAUAAAACACACCUUCCUAUAAAUGUAUACUUUUUGUUGUUAUUUAUAAGAACUGUUACAGCAGUUACAACAAUUCCUGUGAGAGUGCUUAUUUUUGAAGUAAUGCUUUUUUGUUUUAAUUGUUUAAAUGUGAUUGAAUGACUUUUGAUAAUAGUA
Triplophysa rosa is the source of this 4565-nucleotide messenger RNA. RefSeq names its product collagen, type XXI, alpha 1 (gene col21a1). The record is from RefSeq and is a predicted model, not a curated record. NCBI's taxonomy places the organism in Eukaryota, Metazoa, Chordata, Actinopteri, Cypriniformes, Nemacheilidae. The transcript is spliced from 30 exons. The coding region runs from base 124 to 3027 and encodes 967 amino acids.